This is a messenger RNA of Mycena indigotica, 921 nucleotides long. RefSeq lists its product as uncharacterized. Lineage: Eukaryota; Fungi; Basidiomycota; Agaricomycetes; Agaricales; Mycenaceae. The transcript is spliced from 5 exons. The record is from RefSeq and is a predicted model, not a curated record. Bases 1 to 921 code for a protein of 306 amino acids.
AUGCCCCAAUGGCACGACCAAUUUCGCGUGUGGAUAAAGAUUGACGGAGUAGACGCUGAAGAGUAUGGCGUGGAGGUCGACGAGGCGGAGAGGGUUGUGUCCUGCUGGAUUGGGUCAGAGGUCGGAAAAACCUUCACUGUAGAAUGGGAUAUUCACCUGGACUAUGUGUCAACCCUGUGCGGGAGGGUGUAUACGGACGGUGUUCGGUGUGCUGGAAAGUAUUUCACCGGCACGAAGCCACACCACACUUUUGUGGCGCGAGCAGAGCGAAAACUAUCGAGCCUUUCUUGUUUGGCGCCCUUACUCUUAGUGGUAUGCCCAGCCUCGUCUGACUUCUCAAGCCCACUCGAGCCUGCAGAUGAUGAUGAAUUACUUGCCACAGGGCCGAAUCUCCCGGACUUGGGUGUCAUAGAGCUAAGGGUUGUCCCCGUCGAACUGGGAGAAUCAACAGCGCAGGAAACACCGGCGACUCUGCCAUCGCUGAAACUCCACGAGCAGUCGAAGAAAGCCAUCACACAGCAAAUACAGCUUGGUCCUGCUCGGGCCUCCUCCCAUUGCUUCCGUCAGUGUACAACUACCGGCCCGCACCUUGUAAACUUUCGUUUCAAAUACCGGCCGAUUGAAAUCCUGCGCGCCAACGGAAUUGCACCGCCUCUUGAGCGCAAAACGUCUGAAUCUCCCACUAGGUCUGAGUCUGCGGAACCAGGACAGGAUGUCGACGAUGAUGUGGAUGAAAUGAAGCGACUUGAGGAACAGCUUUUGGCUGUAAAAGCCCGAGUAGCGGCGAAGCAAGUGGACAAGAAGCCGCGUAUCAAGCGCGAGCUCAUAGACUUGACAGAACCAGACCCGCUUGAUCAUCCCCCGGCGAAGAAGAAAGUGAAACGGGAGAAUGGAUCGAGCGAGGUGAUUGACUUGACUUAG